UUUUUUUUUUUUUUUGAGACAAGCCAAAUGAGGGGAGUCGUCUGAUGGGAUCCCUUUGGAAGAAGAUCAGGCAGUCGUCUGAGUGCAAAAUGCUGUGGUUCAUCAACACCAACGGCAAAAGUCUGCCGGACGGAGGCGACAUCAUCAGCCCCCCUGAGAUGAACGGCGUGAGAGAGAGAAAGACGGCGGAAAACGGAGAAGAGGACACGAAACCCAACGAGCUCCGCCGGCCGCUCAGGCUUCCCUUACUGGACCAGGAUCAGGCGGGACACAUCUCGGAGAGGCACAGCAGCAAGGAGAGCAGCAUAGCCGUGGUGCUGCCACAGAAACCCAGCAAGCAGAGACAAAGAGCUGAGCUCAUCACUCCCAUAGAAGAAAGGGUGGACGUCAUUAAGGUCUACCUCGAACCUCGGUCAGAGACGAAGCAGAGCGUCAGGAUGCUGACGGACGAAGUGUCACAGAUCCAGGAGGUGCGGUACUGCCUGAAGACUCUGAGAGAGCAGAUGGCUGCCAGGCAAAACAAUAAUUUCAACAAGGUUCCAGCAAACGGCUUCAGUGUCACCGUGCCCAGCAACCAACCACCUGUCACCACCACCACCAACACCAACAACAACAAUAAUGUCACCCCUGACUUGCAGCUCGAGGACAAUCAGGAGGACAGCGCCAAGCUCAGAGAGGUGACCAGGCGCCUCUACGCGCAGCUGAAGGAGAUGGAGGAGCAGCAUCAGGAGGAACGGGCCAGACUGGAGGCCGAGUCCAACGAGUACCGCAUUCGCCUGGCUGAGCAGUCAGAGCGUCUGCAGGCGGUGGAGCUGCAGUCGGAGGAAAAAGGCCAGCAGGUGGAGGAGCUGCAGAGACUGCUGGAGAGCAUGAGGCUCGAGAGCGGCCUCCUCAGAGACAAGGUGGAGGCGGGGGAGGCGGAGCUGCUGCGACUUAAAGAAGACCAGGAGGAAGGAGCCGAGAAGGAACAAAAGUGCACGGAGCUCAACCAUCAGGUGGCUGUGCUGAAGGAGAAGAUCUAUCACCUUGAUGACAUGCUGAAGAGUCAGCAGAGGAAGCUCCGUCACAUGAUUGAACAGCUGCAGUACUCACGGACGAUACUCCAAGACAGGGAUCGGGUCAUCAUGGAUCUGGAGGAGAAGGUCGCUUUCCUGGAAGCUGAGAACAAGGAACUGCACGACCACAUGGAGCACUUCCUGGCAGGACGGGACCCUCCUCCCCUGUCCACAGAAAACAAGCCAGAAAUUGUUUAUAGCAAACCUUUGAUUCCAGCAUCCCCGACCCCGACCGACAAAGUUCUGCCUUUCAUCAAAGUCAUCGAGACCAGAUCCUGAGCAAUAUCUAAAAAUAUUAUCCAAAACAAAUGUGUAAAUGUUUUUUUUUAACUAAUUCACUCUUCUAUAUAUAUUUAUAUGGUAGAUCUGCAGUGAUGGGAAACACCAGUUUAACCAACCUCAUUUUUAAGUUAUCACCUCACAGUUGUUAACACUGUGGUCUUUUACACUCAGGAUCAUUGUUGCAUGUCAAAAAAA
Molecule: messenger RNA, 1532 nt
Organism: Fundulus heteroclitus (mummichog)
Lineage: Eukaryota; Metazoa; Chordata; Actinopteri; Cyprinodontiformes; Fundulidae
Gene: tuft1b
Product: tuftelin 1b
Exons: 13
Coding region: 45-1334 (429 amino acids)
Biological process (GO): intracellular signal transduction
Cellular component (GO): intracellular anatomical structure
Source: RefSeq, a predicted model, not a curated record